This is a messenger RNA of Mangifera indica (mango), 1553 nucleotides long. RefSeq names its product RNA-binding protein 1-like. The record is from RefSeq and is a predicted model, not a curated record. The transcript has 2 exons. Gene Ontology annotation, molecular function: RNA binding. NCBI's taxonomy places the organism in Eukaryota, Viridiplantae, Streptophyta, Magnoliopsida, Sapindales, Anacardiaceae. Bases 155 to 1345 code for a protein of 396 amino acids.
UUUCAAUUCCGUAAAUUUACUCUCUGGGUUUACUUAGGAGCGUAUAGUCGAGGGUUUCUGUUUUUCCCGAAAAUUUUAGGGUUUUUAAUGCCAUAAUUAUUUCUAGGGUUUUGUUUUCUCUUUGUAGUUGGUGCAAUUAGGGCUUUCUUGUACAAUGGACUCUGAUCUGGCGAAGCUAUUCGUUGGGGGAAUUUCUCGUGAGACCAAUGAAGAGACUCUAAGAUGUCACUUCAGCAAGUACGGUACCGUUCUGGGUUCACUGAUAGCUAGGGAACGAAUUACCAAAAAUCCUAGAGGGUUUGGCUUUGUUUGGUUCUGCGACCCUUCUUCAGCCGAGGAAGCACUCAAAGAUAGUCACGCUAUACUGGGAAGAACGGUAGAUGUGAAAAGAGCAAUACCCAGAAGUGAACAACACCAAAACCAACAACAGCUGCAACAUUAUCCUAAUGAACAACAGAAUAGUCUCUUGAUUAAGAAUACUAAUAAUGGUGAGAUCGAUAAUCAUAGUAUUAGGACAAAAAAGAUUUUUGUAGGGGGUUUAUCAGCUAAUCUAACCGAGGAGGAGUUUAAGAAUUACUUUGAGAAGUUUGGUAGGAUAAUAGAUGUAGUAGUUAUGCAUGACAACAUGACAAACCGGCCUAGGGGAUUUGGUUUCGUCACCUAUGAUUCAGAGGAAUCUGUUGAGAAUGUGGUGCAGAAGACUUUUCAUGAGUUGAAUGGUAGGCUUGUGGAAGUUAAGAGAGCUGUGCCUAAAGAGGAAAUAAAUGGUUGCACAGGUAACUUUAAUGCAAGAGUUGGCAUCGGAAAAGGGUCUUCUUAUCGAAGUUUUCAAGCUGGCAAUCAACCUCCUUAUUCUCCUGGAUAUGGAGUUCCCCCUUGUGCUCCUAUUCCUGGGCAUUGUGGUGUUGGAGGAUUUCCUGGAGGAGGCAUAUUGGGGGGUGGAUACCCUAUGGUUGUGUAUGGCAAGUAUGAUUAUGGGGUUCCUCCAAUUAUUCCUAGGAGCCCCUGGUUUGCCCCUGUGAUGAUUAGAUCUUUUGCAUGCCCUGCUCCUUAUGGCAAUGCUUCCAUUUUUCCUACUUACUUGAAUGGCAGGGUUGGCGUGAUGGGAACGACAGCUGGUGGUUGGAAUGAAACUGUUGGUGCUGGAGUUGACGGGAAAUUAGGUCAGGUUCUGGGUGGCAGUGGACAUCUGCUAGCUAAUGCAGCACCAUCUCAUAUUGAAGGGGUAAAAUCAGAUGUCGAGUGUACGGGUUUGAAAGGAAAUAAUGAUGGUGCUUCAAGUGAACAGAAUCAGAAAGGUCUAGAUGGGCGAUUUAAACCUUUGCCUGUAGGUUUUUCUAGAUGACCAUGCAUAGUUUUCAGGUGAGGAUUGAAAGGUAGUAAAUUCUUUCACUGGUUGGGUAGGCUAUGUAACUUUCAUUGUUAUUAUGUUCAUUGUCUUUUUAGAUGUUCUUUAUGUGUGCUAUAAGCAUGUUGCUUCAUGUGUCAUCACUAGUGUUCAAUAAUUUGUCAGUACAGGAUUUUGUCUUCUGUAAUAUAAUUGCUUUAAACUC